Messenger RNA from Caenorhabditis elegans, 2833 nucleotides. RefSeq names its product long-chain-fatty-acid--CoA ligase (gene acs-4). The coding region runs from base 1 to 2196 and encodes 731 amino acids. The transcript has 6 exons. Lineage: Eukaryota; Metazoa; Nematoda; Chromadorea; Rhabditida; Rhabditidae. Gene Ontology annotation, molecular function: long-chain fatty acid-CoA ligase activity. The record is from RefSeq and is marked reviewed.
AUGAAACGGAAAGUUUCGGUAUACGAUUCUUCAAAGGAUAAGACACUCGGCCAGGUAGUGAAAGGUGAAUCACCAAUAUGGAUUCGUGUAGCUAUGGCCAUCCUUCGUGUGUGGUUUUUCAUAUACGAUUGUCUCAACUACUUGCCAUACCAGUUGUUCAAUUCGCCAACGGAAAAGCUUCGGAAGUCGGAGCGAGUAAAGGCAAAUUGGGUUGACGAUCGUGAUGGACCAAUCCGUAAUAUUCAAGGACAUGCUUCAGAAACAUUCCCAGGAAAAGACACAGUUGAUAAGGUUUGGAGAAAGUGCGUCGAACUCUACGAUGAAUCGCCAUGUUUGGGAACUCGACAGCUUAUUGAAGUUCACGAAGAUAAACAACCUGGAGGCCGUGUGUUUGAGAAGUGGCAUCUUGGAGAGUAUGUGUGGCAGAGCUACAAAGAAGUUGAAACUCAAGUCGCCCGCCUCGCAGCCGGUAUCAAGGAUCUUGCCCAUGAAGAACAAAAUCCGAAAGUUGUUAUCUUUGCUGAAACUCGUGCAGAUUGGCUCAUCACUGCUCUUGCCUGUUUCCGUGCCAACGUCACCAUCGUAACUGUAUACGCAACUUUGGGAGAAGACGCAAUUGCUCAUGCCAUCGGAGAGACUGAAGCUACAAUUCUUGUCACUUCUUCGGAACUUCUUCCAAAGAUUGUAACGCUUGGAAAGAAAUGUCCAACUCUGAAGACCCUGAUUUAUUUCGCUCCUGUGGACCAGAAAGCACCAGCACCAGAGCUUGCACCGUUCCGUGAUCAGUUCAAACAUGUUCUAUCACUGAGCGGACUUCUUACUCGCAAUCAGGAACAAGUUAAAGAAUCUACAGCUGUGAAGUCAGACAUUGCCCUCAUCAUGUACACUUCUGGCACAACUGGUCAGCCAAAAGGAGUUAUUCUUCUUCAUCAAAACGUUGUGGCUGCUUUGUUGGGACAAGGGGAUGGUGUUGGAAUCAUAUGCAAUGCAGAUACAUACAUUGGGUAUCUUCCACUUGCUCAUAUUCUCGAAUUGGAUGCCGAAUUGACAUGUUUGACUAAAGGAGCCAAGGUUGGAUAUUCUUCACCCUUGACACUUCACGACCGUGCAUCAAAAAUCCAAAAGGGAACACAUGGAGAUUGUCAUGCCCUCCGCCCAACUCUUAUGGCUGCUGUUCCAGCUAUUAUGGAUCGAAUUUUCAAGGCCGUCUCCGAAGAAGUUGCUGCAUCACCUCGUUUCAUGCAAGAAUUGUUCAAACUUAAUUAUGAGAGAAAGAGAUCCCGCUAUUUGGAGGGUUACUGCAGUCCAUUCCUUGAUCGCAUCGUAUUCAAAAAGAUUCGCAGACUUUUGGGAGGAAAACUUCGUGGUGUUUUGUCUGGUGGAGCCCCAUUGAACGCUGAAACUCAAAGAUUCAUGAAUAUUUGUAUGUGCUGCCCUGUUGUUCAAGGAUACGGACUCACAGAAACUUGUGGAGCUGCUUGUGUUGCUGAUAUCAACGACUUGAGCACAGGAACCGUUGGUCCCCCAGUCAGAUGCUCAGAUAUUGCUCUUCGUGAGUGGUCCGAAGGUGGAUACUCACCAUUCAAUGAUCCACCACAAGGAGAGAUUCUUAUUUCUGGAGAAAACAUCUCACCUGGAUAUUAUAAACAACCAGAAAAGACCGCUGAAGAUUUCAUCACCUAUAAAGGAAAAGUGUACUUUGCCACUGGAGAUAUUGGACAGAAGCGUGAUGAUGGUUCUCUUCUCAUUAUUGACAGAAAGAAGGAUUUGGUUAAAUUGCAACACGGAGAAUAUGUUUCUCUCGCUAAAGUUGAAUGUGCACUUCUCAAUUGCCCAAUUGUUGAUAACAUCUGCGUUUAUGGAAGUGGAAUGGAAGACAGUGUUGUUGCUCUUGUGGUUCCAAACCAGAAGCACUUGGAGAAGAUUGCUGAAGCGGAAGGUGUAUCAACUAGUGAAAUGAAGACGAUGUGUGAAGAUAAGAAGGUCAUUGCUGCCUACAAGAAACAACUCGAAGAACAUGCCAAGAAAAGCAAACUUUCCCGCUCUGAAAUCCCAGCCGCGAUUCAUCUUUGCCCCGAGAUUUGGACUCCUGACACUGGCCUUCUUACCGAAGCACUCAAGCUGAAGAGAAAGCCUAUCCAAAUGGCCUACCAGAAGACCCUCGAUGAUCUGUAUAAGCAGCUCAAAAAGAAUUGAUUCAUGUCUUCCUAGCUUUCUUUUUUUCUUUUCCCGCCCUUUUCACACUGGUAACUUGCUCUUCCCCACCUAUUCGAGAUACUCGAUAUUGGAUUCCCAUCUCUUUUGUAUACUUCCCUCAUUUAUAGCAGCAUAAUCUGUUAGCUUUCAUACCGGAAGCUUUAGGUUUCAUUCCUAUUCUGUAAAGAUUCGUGUUUCAUGCUACUCUUUCCCGUAUUCUCCUUCCCUUUCCACCAUCAAAGAGCUUUUCUAACUUGUUUUUCACACAUCGUACCUAUUCGUAACUUAUUCUUUCUAGAGCCCCUGAUUCCUUUUCCCCAAACAUCCAAACGCUUUAUAUUUUGGUCGCCCCUGAAAAUUAGGUAGAUUGUUUUCAAAAAUGAAAAUGCUGACAACAUUUUUGUUUUUCAAUGAAAUCCAUCGAGAUUUCAAGGGUGUUAAGAUAGAUUUUCAAUUUUUACAAAUUCAUUCGAUCAAUAGUUUGUUUUUGCCAAAUGGGUUGUUCCUUUCACACCGACACAGAAAUACACACAUUUUCCCCCAUCUUUUUCUAUUUAUCUCGUCCCUUCUCCCCAAAACAUCUAUUUGAUUCCAUCCUUGUAUUGUCACACACAGAUGUGAAAUAAAAAAGAUUGAU